GUAAAUAAAUGAUAAAAUGAAAAAAAAUACAUUUUAAUUCAUUAAUUAAUUAAUGAAUGAAUGAAAAUGUACACUGUGAGUCUACCAGAUAAGGAUAAAGCAGGCACAGCUAGCCAAGUGUGGUGGCACAUGCCUGUACUCCCAGCACUCUGGGAAGCUGAGGUUCAGACCCAGUCUGGGCAAUUUAGUGACCUAACAGACCCUGUGUCAAAAUGAAAAAAGAGUUGGGAAUGUAGCUCUGUGUGAAGGUCUUAGGUUUAAUCUCUAGUACUGCAAAAAAAAAAAAAAAGGAAGGAAGGAAAUAGGCAAAUCUAAUUGACCAGGAUUCUAAUGUUAGAAUAAAUUAAGAGAGAAAACCCUGGGUUAGGUGUUUGUAUCCCUUUAACAUGUAAAACCCUCUAACUCCCCUUUAAACCUGUUGGCUCAGCAGAAUCCUCCUCAGGCAGGAAUAAUCCACGUUCAGGUUCUCCAGCCUAGACAGAAGCUGAGUGGACGUCUUGUUCAGUAUUUCACAAACCUGUCACUCCAGUAUCUCUCUCACAAUUAUUAUCUACCCUAAAAUGCUACUGGUACCAUUCUCAACAUUUUUCACAAACCCUUUUUUUCUUAAGUUUAAAAGCCAACUUUAUAGCCAGACAUGGUGGUGCAUAGCUGUAAUCCCAGCACUUGGGAGACUGAAACAGGAGGAUCACCAUGAGUUCGAAGCUGGUCUGAGCUUCAUAACAGUGAGUUCAAGGCCAACCUGAACCACAUGGGGACUCUGUCUCAAAUACAUACAUCCAUCCAUACAUACAUGCCAACUUUACAGCACUACUGUAUGUGGAAAGCCUCACUUGCCAUAAAGAGAAGCUGACCAUGAAAGUAAAAACAGUGAAAAUGAAAAUGUCAUUCAAUUCUGCCUAGAUGCUGUGGCUUCAAGAAGGCAGUGACCUGAGAUUCACUCUCUGGCCCUUUUCUAAAAAUGGAGAUGAGAAGUGUGAAGAGAAGUGUUUAUUUAAAACCAAACUGAAAGGUUCUCAAUUUAUGAUCAGAUUAAAAAAGAAGCCAGAGGCCAGGCAUGGUGGCAUGCACCUAUAAUUCCAGCAUUCAGGAGGCUGAGGCAGGAGGAUUGCCAGGAGUUCAAGGCCACCCUGAACAACAUAGUGAGAUCCUGUCUCAUAAAAACAAAACAAACAAAAAACUUCAGGUACCAACACCUGCUAACAGAGCAGACUGUUUUGCUUGAGGUCACAAAGAUGGAGAAGCUGACUGACCUGGGGUCAAACUGAGUCCUGGACAGUGAACUCAAAUUGACUUUUUUUUUUUUUGGUACCGGGGAUGGAACUUAGGACCUUGUGCUUGCAAGGCAGGCGCAGCACCACUGAGCUAAAUCCCCAGCCCUCAAAUUGAGUCUUACUCGGGCUCUCUGAAGACCUGUCCUCUGGUCUGGUCGACUGGCUGAACCAGCCUGUGGUGUGGCUGUGAGUCUAGAAUGGAAUGGCUCCAGGCUAGCUCUCAGGUUAGCUCAGAGGCCCCAGAAAUUGGUCUGGGAUUCGGCUUACCCCUGGUUUUCCAGAAGGGCCUUCAGAAGAACCAACUCCUUUAUGGGAAGGAAGAACUUCCCAGAAGGGGCAAUAGAGACAGCAGUCUCUGGCACUGAAUCUUAUCUGUCUUUCCUUCCUGUGCUGCACUGGGCCUGGGGCAUUUCAGAGGCACCUCAGCUCUACACCCUCACCGUGAUGGGCCCGGGGCCACCAGAUCGCCAGCCAGCCCAGAUCUCUCGCCGGUACUCAGACUUUGAGCGACUGCACCGAAACCUGCAACGGCAGUUCCGGGGCCCCAUGGCUGCCAUCUCCUUCCCCCGCAAGCGCCUACGCCGGAAUUUUACGGCAGAGACCAUUGCCCGCCGUAGCCGAGCCUUUGAGCAGUUUUUGGGCCACCUGCAGGCAGUGCCUGAGCUAAGCCAUGCCCCAGACCUGCAGGACUUUUUUGUGCUGCCAGAGCUGCGGCGAGCACAGAGCCUCACCUGUACUGGCCUCUAUCGUGAGGCUCUGGCACUCUGGGCCAAUGCCUGGCAGUUGCAGGCCCAGCUGGGGACCUCCUCUGGCCCCGACCGCCCCCUGCUGACCCUGGCUGGACUGGCUGUGUGCCACCAGGAGCUGGAGGACCCAGGGCAGGCCCGGGCAUGCUGUGAAAAGGCCCUACAGCUGCUGAAAGACAGGAGUCCCCAGCCUUUCUUGGCACCUUUUCUAGAGGCUCAUGUCCGGCUCUCUUGGCGCCUGGGCCUAGACAAACGACAAUCAGAGGCCCGGCUCCAGGCCCUGCAGGAGGCAGGCCUUGCCCCCACGCCACCGCCCAGUCUCAAAGAAUUGCUCAUCAAGGAGGUGCUAGACUAACUCUUGCUCAGUCUUAAGGCCACCACGGGGAGAGGGACUGCCUAAAACUGGGAAGGGGUGUGACAAAGACGCCAAGAGCAGCUAGGAGGCUGCAGGGGGUGCUGGGAGCCCCCUAGAUGUUCCACAAAGAAAAUGUGCAGAAUUUCAUUCUGUUGAGCUGGACUCAGGACGAGCUUUGGCUGGGGUUGCCCAGGGCUGUACAGGAAGGAAAUGUGACACAGCCUCUCCACAGCUUUUACACAACCAGGGACUGCAGGCCUGGGCAGGAGCCAUGCUCCCUUUUCCAUGGGCCUCCAAGCCAGUGAGGCAGUAUGGCUAAAAGGCCAGGGCCUGUGACUAUAGUCUUGGAGAUGAGAGAUGGAGGGAGGGCUGCAGUUCUGGGCCAGGGGAAUUAAAGGCCACCCACUCCGGU
This is a messenger RNA of Heterocephalus glaber (naked mole-rat), 2787 nucleotides long. RefSeq names its product sorting nexin family member 21 (gene Snx21). Gene Ontology annotation, molecular function: protein binding; phosphatidylinositol phosphate binding. Gene Ontology annotation, biological process: protein transport. The record is from RefSeq and is a predicted model, not a curated record. Gene Ontology annotation, cellular component: early endosome membrane. NCBI's taxonomy places the organism in Eukaryota, Metazoa, Chordata, Mammalia, Rodentia, Bathyergidae.